Eutrema salsugineum is the source of this 1617-nucleotide messenger RNA. RefSeq names its product zinc finger CCCH domain-containing protein 45. The record is from RefSeq and is a predicted model, not a curated record. Bases 222 to 1301 code for a protein of 359 amino acids. Gene Ontology annotation, molecular function: N6-methyladenosine-containing RNA reader activity; mRNA binding. NCBI's taxonomy places the organism in Eukaryota, Viridiplantae, Streptophyta, Magnoliopsida, Brassicales, Brassicaceae. Gene Ontology annotation, biological process: regulation of mRNA splicing, via spliceosome; mRNA splicing, via spliceosome. Gene Ontology annotation, cellular component: nucleoplasm. The transcript is spliced from 9 exons.
AAGAAGAAGAAACAAAAAUUACAAAACAGAAAAGAAGCGAAAAGAGGGAUGCCGAACAGAGAAGAUUAGGGCUUUCGUUGUAUUUUUCAAAAUAAAGAAACAGAAAAAGAAUCAUUUACAUCUCUUGUUUCUUCUUGACUUGUGUUUCUCUCUUUCUCUGACCACCGAGAAGCUUUUUGAUAAUUCCAGGUGUUUCUGCCAAGUUGGAAUUUUGAAUAGGCAUGUCUUCUGAUACUGGCAAGGAAAAUGCAUCUGUUGUUGAUUCGUCUUUGACUGAUUGGAAACAAGAUAUAGGAAACUCUGAUGAUCCAGAGAGUUCAAGUUACAGAAGCAAGGAAGAUCAUAAGCCGUCCAAGGUGGACGUUGAACGAGGCAACUUACCUGAUCAGCUUGAAAGCUCGAACUCGAAUAAGAACAACAAACCGGGGUACCAAACGAGAUAUUUCAUAAUCAAAAGUCUGAAUUAUGAGAAUAUUCAACUUUCUGUCGAGAGAGGGAUUUGGGCUACUCAAGUAAUGAAUGAGCCAAUAUUGGAAGGUGCUUUUCAUAAUUCUGGUCGUGUGGUUUUGAUUUUCAGCGUGAACAUGAGCGGAUUCUUCCAAGGGUAUGCACAGAUGUUGUCUCCUGUGGGUUGGAGGCGAGACCAUAUAUGGAGCCAGGGAGGUGGUAAGAACAAUCCUUGGGGACGUAGUUUUAAAGUAAAAUGGUUGCGGCUGAGUGAAUUGCCUUUUCAGAAAACACUUCAUCUCAAGAAUCCUUUGAAUGAUUACAAGCCUGUCAAGAUUAGCCGAGAUUGCCAGGAGUUGCCGGAAGAUAUCGGUGAAGCACUUUGUGAGCUCCUUGAUGCAAAUAGCUGCGAUGACGGGUUGAUAAAUAGCUCUUCUAGGGAUGAUUAUUCAACGAAAAGGUCUCGCGUAGAGCCUCCAUCUUCCUCAGGAGACGAAGAGUAUAACAACAAUCUGUGGGGCCAUGUACAGAUGCCUUACCCUCCUGCGAUUUACCCAAACCAGGAUGACCUCAGCAGAUUCCAUCUUGCACAACAGAGAGGAUAUGGAGUAGCCUCGGAAUAUCUUCAUACAUCAUCAGGUGUAUCUAAUUAUCGAGAGGAGCAAGAGAAGCCUUUACGUUUCAACUCAUGGGGUCUGCCUUUGGAGAGCCCUCUCGCGAGUUCCUUAACCGAUGAUGAUUUUCUUAACAUGUCUUAUGAAGAGUACCUUGAAACCCACAGCAGAUGCAUGAAACAACUUGGUCUGCCUGUCAGUGAUUCCACAAUCACGGGUCACACAAGAGCCAUCAAGUAAAACAGACAAUGUAAGCAAUGGUUCUUCGAAAGACCGGCCAUCAUCAAGAAAGAGAGGACGGCAUUCAUCUUAGGGGGUUCAACUUCAUCCUCAAAACUCUACCACGAAUAUCACAUCAAAAUGUACAAGAAUAUGUCAGUAUCUUUUUAAGAGAAUGCUGAUGAAGAAGAAGUUCUUCUAUGUUGUAAUUCAUCUUCAUUUGGUCUGGUGGUUUUGUAGCAACCAGAAGACUGUAAUUAAAAUGUUUCUUCUUUUGAUUGUCAAAACUUGUACAGUUUCAACUUUCAAAUCUGGCAAAGCGUAAGCUUUUGGUUUG